UUAUAACAGUAAAAGUAAGAGCCCCGCAUUUUAUUUAGUAAACGUUAUAAACACGCAUAAAUUUACAUUUGCUGCUUAUUCCUACAUACAGAUAUAGACUAUAUUUAAUACUAAAACCCUUGGAUCAAUUUUAAAAACUUAUUAGAAUGGCAUCGAUUGGAGAACUUCAACAAACGAUUGCUGAGCUGAGGGAGAAACUCGAAAGAGAAACCAGAAAGGUUCAUGAAAUGACCGAUGUAAUCAAACGACAGCCUAUCUCAGAAAUGAGUGCAGAGGUUGUCGACUCAAAUCCUUAUAGUCGACUUAUGGCCCUCAAAAGAAUGGGGAUUGUGGAAAAUUAUGAGAGAAUUCGUGACUUCAGCAUAGCUGUUGUUGGUGUGGGUGGUGUUGGCAGUGUGACAGCUGAGAUGUUGACUCGCUGUGGUAUCGGCAAGCUGCUGUUGUUUGACUAUGACAAGGUGGAGCUGGCUAACAUGAACAGGCUGUUCUACCAGCCGCACCAAGCUGGUCUCAGCAAGGUCGAGGCUGCAGAGAGGACGCUCAGAGAAAUCAACCCAGAUGUUGAGUUUGAAGUUUACAACUACAACAUUACAACAGUUGAUAACUUUCAACAUUUCAUGGACAGAAUCAGACUGGGUGGCAAACAGCAGGACACGCCUGUUGACCUAGUUCUCAGCUGUGUAGACAACUUUGAAGCUCGUAUGGCAAUUAACACAGCCUGUAAUGAACUGGGUCAGUCGUGGUUUGAGUCUGGGGUCAGUGAGAACGCUGUGUCUGGUCACAUCCAGUUUAUUGUACCUGGGGACACCUCAUGCUUCGCUUGUGCCCCUCCACUAGUCGUGGCCACCCACACAGAUGAGAGGACCCUGAAGAAAGAGGGCGUGUGUGCGGCCAGUCUCCCCACCACCAUGGCUGUUGUUGCUGGGUUCCUGGUUCAGAAUGUCCUCAAGUACCUGCUCCAGUUUGGAUCUGUCUCCUACUACCUGGGCUACAACGCCCUCCAGGAUUUUUUCCCCACCAUGAGGAUGAAGCCCAACCCCCAGUGUGAUGACUCACAUUGUCGCAGACAACAGCAGCUGUUCCAGGAGAGAGAAGCCGCUAGACCAAAGACAGACAAGCAGGAGAAAGUGGAGGAGGUGGCUGUGGUACAUGAGGAGAAUGAGUGGAGUAUAGAAAUUGUAGCUGAGACAACAGAAGAAGAAGCUCUGGCGGCUGAAGGUAAAAAACCAGAGCUGACAGAAGGAGUUACAGUGGCUUACACUAAGCCUGCCACACAGGAGGUGGACGUGACUGAGUUUGUUCCUGUCACAGAGUUGAGUAUACAAGACCUGAUGAAGCAGAUGCAGAACUUGUAACAUCAAGUCACUCGCAACAUUUAGGCUGUGUAAUUAAUUCAAUAAAUGUAUGUCUCAUCACUCUCAACAUUUAGGCUGUGUAAUUAAUUCAAACAUUAUGUCUAAUUUCUGUGUAUUUAUUCCUUCAUGUUAUAAAGCCUGAUGAAUGUCUGUGUAUGUUAAAGUCAUCUAAUGUAUGUCUGAUCCAGAAAGUCUGAUGUAUGUCUGGGUCUGAUAUUUGACCAUUCAAGUAAUGUAUAUCAAAGUAUGGCUAGUUCAGCUGUAAAACAUUUCAAAAUUCAUGUUUUAUGUUGAUGUUCACUAUUUUUUAAAAAUUUAUUUCAUAUUCACAAGAGUAAGUUACUAUACUAUAAAUAGAAUCUACAGUUUUGGUUAAACAAAUGUAAGUGUCCACAGCAAAACUUGAAUAAUUAUAUAGAAAUAGAACAUUUUAUUUAAGAUCUUAAAUUUGGUACCAAGAUCACUUAUCAAAGUAAAUUCAUUUUUUUAAAAUAAUGUUUGUUACUAAUGUCAUGUUUGCCUCUCUCGUUUUCGACAUUUGAACAUGCACUCAAUUGUGAUGGUUGGAACAUAAACAGUAUCAGCGUGGAAAAAUUAAAAACAACUGAUUCAUUUAUAUAAUGGUAGAAUCUUGAAAUAUACUUUAAAACAACUGAUUCAUUCAUAUAAUGUUUGAAUCUUGAAAUAUACUUUAAAACAACUGAUUCAUUUAUAUAAUGUUUGAAUCUUAAAAUAUACUUUAAAACAACUGAUUCAUUCAUGUUGUUUGAACGUUGAAAUAUACUUUAAAAAAAACCAAGUUCUUUCAGUUUGUAGUACAGCGAUCGAGCAAGAAAUAGAGCACAGAAACUUUGAAACUAUUUUAUAAAUGUGUGAAUCUUGAGUGAAUGGAAUAUUUGAGUUGAAACUUUCUCUAACUGUAACAGACUGGUUUUAUCUGUGGUGUGAAUGACUUCAUACAACUGACAUCAAAUGGUGUAUGAAUGACGCCAUACAACUGACAUCAAUGGUGUAUGAAUGACUAGGAUAAUUAUAGAAGUAGCCUUUCAUGACGUGUUUUAUUAAAUUCUGUUUUUCUGUCAUUAUUGAGCAGCCAUCAAACACAUGUUUAUGUAAGAUUGUUUACUGCAGCUAGCAAACGUUACAUAGAGUGACCUAAGAACAACAAAAUUCAUUUGAUUAAUUUUGCAUUCUUUUAUUUUGGUUAAUAGAAGAGGAUUCUCUGGUGUUGUACAGGUAUAGGAAAUUGAGAGUCCUAGAUUCAUUUGUUUGACAAUAUCUGACACAAGAUGUCUGACCACUGGAGACUAUGUCAGUUUAACCUAUAUAACUCAUUGUUAGUGAUAUUGUAGUCCAGCAGUAUAAAACUUUUACUAGUCAACACUCAAUCAACCAGCCAUAAGAAAAUGUGAAUAGUUUUUGUGAUAUGUAGCUUAUGGCCUAAGUUUUUAUCUUCAUGUUAAUAAAUAAAGGUGUGCUACAGCACUUAUUUAUUGUGUUUCCUGUGUCUGCGCUACCAUAUGAUAUAGUGUAUGUCCUACACAUUAUGUUUGUCCUACAGGUCCUAUGCCUGAUUGUGUCAGUUUACCAUGAACUUGAUUAUAACUGAUGUAAUGUUGAUCUUUAAUUUGUAUAUAUAUUUUGUUUUCUAAUUUCUAGCAUCAUGCUCAAUAAAUCAUGGAUGUAUUUUAGUUAUCAUAAUUCAUGUGAUUUGUCUUGG
Physella acuta is the source of this 3075-nucleotide messenger RNA. RefSeq names its product ubiquitin-like modifier-activating enzyme 5. Gene Ontology annotation, biological process: protein ufmylation. The record is from RefSeq and is a predicted model, not a curated record. Gene Ontology annotation, molecular function: UFM1 activating enzyme activity. Lineage: Eukaryota; Metazoa; Mollusca; Gastropoda; Physidae. Gene Ontology annotation, cellular component: cytosol; cytoplasm.